CCAGGAUCCAGAAAAUCUUUCAAAUCGUCAUCUUGCAGCGAGACCCCGUUGGCCCGGCCGUGAGGUAAAAGAUGCCCUUGGUGAUUGGGAUCUAGAUAGAAUGCUGGGCGCAUCAGUUGCUUCUUAUGGUGCCUCGAAUGGAGGGAGUAAUGGCACAAUCAACGCCUCAAGAUUACCUCAGUCACGGGUAUGUUUUUAA
Protopolystoma xenopodis is the source of this 199-nucleotide messenger RNA. The record is from the annotation of a GenBank genome assembly. NCBI's taxonomy places the organism in Eukaryota, Metazoa, Platyhelminthes, Monogenea, Polystomatidea, Polystomatidae.